Molecule: messenger RNA, 1716 nt
Organism: Pogoniulus pusillus (Red-fronted tinkerbird)
Lineage: Eukaryota; Metazoa; Chordata; Aves; Piciformes; Lybiidae
Gene: PDHB
Product: pyruvate dehydrogenase E1 subunit beta
Exons: 9
Coding region: 18-1136 (372 amino acids)
Biological process (GO): pyruvate decarboxylation to acetyl-CoA
Molecular function (GO): pyruvate dehydrogenase (acetyl-transferring) activity
Source: RefSeq, a predicted model, not a curated record
UAGAGGACACCGGCAAGAUGGCGGCGGCGGCACUGCGGCACCUGGCGCCGGUGGGCGCCGGCCUCGCCCGCCUCUCGCCGCAGGGCCGCGCCGCCGGGAGGCUGCUGCAGCCGCGCAGGGGGAUCCGCCUGUCCGCGCCAGCCGCCGUACAGGUGACGGUGCGGGACGCUCUGAACCAGGCGCUGGAUGAGGAGCUGGAGCGGGACGAGCGCGUCUUCCUGCUGGGCGAGGAGGUCGCCCAGUACGACGGGGCCUACAAGAUCUCCAGGGGUCUCUGGAAGAAGUACGGGGACAAGCGGGUGAUCGACACGCCGAUAUCGGAGAUGGGCUUUGCGGGGAUCGCUGUCGGCGCUGCUAUGGCAGGGUUGAGACCUGUGUGUGAAUUCAUGACCUUCAACUUCUCCAUGCAAGCAAUCGAUCAGGUUAUAAACUCGGCUGCCAAGACCUGUUACAUGUCUGCCGGAUCGAUCGCUGUGCCCAUCGUCUUCCGGGGCCCCAACGGCGCAUCGGCUGGAGUGGCUGCUCAGCACUCCCAGUGCUUUGCAGCAUGGUAUGGGCACUGCCCGGGUCUGAAAGUUGUUAGUCCCUGGAGCUCAGAAGAUGCCAAAGGUCUGCUGAAAGCAUCAAUCCGGGAUGAUAAUCCAGUUGUGUUGCUGGAAAAUGAAUUGCUGUAUGGUGUUCCCUUUGAAAUGUCUGAGCAGGCACAGUCAAAGGACUUUGUUGUUCCAAUUGGAAAAGCUAAGAUAGAAAAGGAAGGAACUCAUGUUACAUUAGUGUCACACUCAAGACCUGUCGGACACUGUUUGGAAGCAGCUGCUGUACUUUCCAAAGAAGGUGUGGAAUGUGAGGUCAUCAAUCUGCGAACCAUUCGACCAAUGGACAUCGAAACAGUGGAAGCCAGCGUUGUAAAGACAAACCACCUUGUAACUGUUGAAGGAGGUUGGCCACAGUUUGGAGUAGGAGCUGAAAUCUGUGCCAGGAUCAUGGAAGGACCUGCCUUUAACUACCUGGAUGCUCCAGCUGUGCGUGUUACCGGUGCAGAUGUUCCUAUGCCUUAUGCAAAAAUCUUAGAAGAUAACUGCAUACCUCAAGUCAAAGAUAUAAUAUUUGCAGUGAAGAAAACUUUGAACAUCUAACUUGUAAAUAUCUGUUUUAAAGACCUGCUUUACAAAAGCAUUAAUGUUGUAGGGGGCAAAUUGUAUGCAUCAUUUUUGCUGUAUCAUUACAUGAACUUUUGUACAGUGGGGAAAAGUACAGUGACCUCCCAGAAUAUUUAUAUGGGUUUAUCCUCUAAGCCACAGGUCAUAUAAACAACAAUGUGGUAAUGUUUGUUUGUCCAGCAGUGCAGGUGGGUCAAUGCUACUGUAUGUGGGGAAAAUCUCAGUCUAAAUCCAGAGCAAGAUAAAAAUUCCUUCAUUUCUGCUUGGCUUGUCAUUACUGGCUGUAGUGAGCAGGAGAAGGCCUGGAGUCCAGCCCUGGAAUGGUGUAGAGCUCUCUGGGAGCCUAUGGUUGCAAGGGUUGUCAAAGGUGCAUGAUGCAACUGGAAUGGAUGCUUUUCAUUAACUGCAACUGCACAGAACAGCUUUAAAUGCCUGUGGUAUGGACUCAUAGAGGGCUAUGGCAAAUUUGAAGAGCACUCUCCUUGUGCAGGAAAGUUAUGCACAAGAGUUUAAAUAAAAGUUCCUCAUCCUCUUCAGUAAGUGAUGGGAAACAUUA